Molecule: messenger RNA, 700 nt
Organism: Nelumbo nucifera (sacred lotus)
Lineage: Eukaryota; Viridiplantae; Streptophyta; Magnoliopsida; Proteales; Nelumbonaceae
Source: RefSeq, a predicted model, not a curated record
UUGGACUAUGUUCACCAUUUUCUUAUUGAUGUAGUCUUUUUGAUUUCUAGUUUUGGUUUAUAAUAUUGUCUCCAUGGUUUUUGUUGGUUUCUUUAACGUGUCUAUUUCAACUCGGUUUUCUCUCCGACAAGGAGCUUGAGCCAGGUUCUGAAUUUGAUGGAUCAAUUCAUGGACAACCCGUUCUUGGCUGCAUCGAGAGGGAUGGGGGCUGGAUCGAGAAGAGGAUGGGACGUUAAAGAAGAUGAGAAUGGUCUCUAUGUGAGGAUUGACAUGCUAGGGCUCGGGAAAGAUAAUGUUAAGGUUUCCGUGGAGCAGAACACCCUGAUCAUCAAGGGAGAAGGGGAAAAGGAAUCCGAGGAGGAGGAGAGCGGACGGAGGUACAGUAGCAGGAUCGACCUGCCUGAGAAGCUCUACAAGACCGAUCAGAUUAAAGCUGAGAUGAAGAACGAUGUCGUGAAGGAAGAGGAGAGGAAGGGCGUUUUCCAUGUCAACAUCGAGUGAUUUGGCUGAAUUAACAUGAUGAAUUAGCGGUAGUGAGUUUUUGUAGAAAUCUUCUCUUUACUUCUGUCGUCAGUAGUGUAGACAUUGAGAAGAGUUUAUACUUCAGGGGGGGAUGAGGCUUCUGCCUUUAUAGUUUUAACAGUGAAGAAAUGUAAAGUGGGUCUUGUGACAGAAAUGAAUAGUACUUCGGUUUCUUUCA